ACUAUGCAAUUCAUGAUCAUGACGACUGCCGAGCGCUCGUCAUUACCGCUCUGACGCGGGAACAAACUUGACCAUAGUAACAAAUGUCACGUGGGCUUAUGAUAGAGCGGCAUUUCUGCCAUCUUCUCAGUUCUGUUUCACAAACUCGCCGCAAGUUAAUCGACUAGCUAUCAAGCAACCAUCAUGGGGGCUUACUACGACGAGAUCGAAAUUGAAGAUAUGGUAUGGGAUGAGGUAAAGGGCGUCUAUCAUUAUCCUUGUCCCUGCGGCGACCGCUUCGAGAUCUCUCGCAAGCAGCUUGCCAAUUGCGAGGAUAUCGCGACGUGUCCAAGCUGCAGCCUAAUCAUUAGAGUGGUCUAUGAUCCACUUGAUUUCGAAGACGAACCUCCGGAUGACGAGGGGUCUGCGUCGGAGGAAAGUGAAGAAGACGACGAGGAAGAUGACGACAGCGACGCCGACCAAUUCGAGGAUGCUCUUGAGAAGCUUACUAUAACUGAGCCAUUGGCGGCGGCGGUUGCAGCAGCAGCAUGAGAUAAACUCCUUCGCUCAUUCCGUCUCGACCAUUGUUUCAGACGGUGCUGGAUGAUAUUCUAAGGUCCCAUAAAAGUACAAUAUUAAUGCAUGCAUGUCGUCGAGUAUCUUCUAUGAAUGUUCUCACUAAGUCAUUGCUAAUCUACAGCACUAGUUUCUCUGUUGGACAUAAGAUCUGUUUACACGAACCGCAUUGUAACC
Molecule: messenger RNA, 732 nt
Organism: Suillus paluster
Lineage: Eukaryota; Fungi; Basidiomycota; Agaricomycetes; Boletales; Suillaceae
Product: zf-CSL-domain-containing protein
Exons: 3
Coding region: 184-531 (115 amino acids)
Biological process (GO): protein histidyl modification to diphthamide
Molecular function (GO): metal ion binding
Source: RefSeq, a predicted model, not a curated record